GUCGGUGUGGAAUCGAUACAAUCGACUAAGAAAGCAGCGCGGAAACCUGAACAAGGAAUAUGAAACGCUCGCCAGAAUGACCUCUCGAAUCGUGAAAACCUACAGCCGCAAGGGCGGCGAAGGGACGUCCAAGUUCGACGAGGUCCUGUCCAACAAGCGCGCCACACUCAGCACCAAAUGGGGCGAGACCACCUACAAAGCCCAGCUGGGCUCCAAGAGACACGGCACCAAAUCCGAUCAACCCGAUCGGACCAAGAAGCCCAAGAUGGUGGAGGACGACGGCUCCGAGGAUCCCUUCGGCUUCGACAGCGACGAGGAGUCCAAGCCGGUGUCUUCUCGCGGCGCCUCCAAGUCUCCGGCCAAGUCGGGCUCCGUAGAGGUCAGCCUGACCCUGGAGCCUAAUAGCAGAGUGAGCCAGCCCGCCAGCGUGCAAGCGGUGGCGCCUAGCCGGCCACCUAACCGCGCCUCGUCCACCCUCGCGGCCGAGAAGAGCGCCGUCCGGGUGCCGGACGAUGGCGGAAAGUUCUUCAGCAGCUCCACAGCAGCCAAGACCCCCAGCUGGUCCAGCGAGAACACGGAGCGCCACAGCUACUCAUGGUACAAAAACGCCUCGGAGAGCGACCGCAAACCGCUGGCACAGACCACCACCCUGAAGUCGGAGAAGUCCGAAGACAAGGAUUCGUUCGAUGCCUGGGGCGCCAUAGUGGGACUGGGCUCUCGCUCCACGUCCCCGCCCUCCGCCCCCAGAGACUCUCCGUCCAGCACCUGGACGUUCGACAGCAGCGUCCAGACCGAACCUUCUGCCGUUAUCAGUAUCGACGAGGUGGGUCAGGGAGACACGGACGUCCCGGUGGAACCUUCGGAAUCGGAGGACCACUCGCAGUCGCUGCUCAGGACCUCCAACUGCAGGACCUACUGCAGACCCAGUAAAGCCAAGGUGCAGGGAUCAGGAGGCUCCAUCGACAGCGACUCCUGGAAGCCCAGCAGCGGGGAGAAGGAGAGCAAAGCGCCGGUCCGGAGCAGGGCGAGGGAUUACACCGUCCUGCAUCCUUCCAGCACGUCCGCCUGUAACGUCACCAUUCAGGACUCCAUAGAGCGGGGCAUGGAGGAGUACACGCCCAGCACCCCGACCACAGAUCCAGGAGAAGCUGGAAGGUUAAAGAAGAAAGCUGAGAUGGAAACCAAGCCGGUCAGAUUCAGAGCCGCUCCGAGCAAAUCGAAAAAGGACAGCAAGCUGGAGCUUUUCGGCUUCGACGACGGAGACGCUCCGACAGAGGACGCCGACCAGGCGUCUUCGGGCACCUCCAACUACAAGAUCAAAUACUUCGGCUUCGACGACCUGAGCGAAGACGACAGCGACGGAGAGGAGGACGAGAGGAGGACGAGAAAGAGGAAAGCCAUGUCCUCACAGGUGGAAAGUUUUGGAGAGGCCAGCGUUGACGUUUCACGACCCAGAGCAUCUCAGGAGAGCCGCAGCACAGGUCAGAGACAUGACCUCAAGCCAGAUCCUCUGGAGAUCCCCGAGGUGAACUCUCGCACCGUUUCUGAGGCACCAAAGAGGCCUCAGGUCAAAGCUCAGGAGAAAGCCAAGGAGAGCAGCAGGAGGAUCUUCAGCGGACCCAAACGCUCUCCGACUAAAGCUGUUUAUAACGCAAGACACUGGAACCAACCAGAAGCUGAAGAACUUCCUGCUCCUCCACCUUCUGCAUCACAGGCCACUCCGGCCAGUUCAUCAGGAAGCAGUAAAGAGUCCAACCCGCAGAAGAGUGAUGAGGGUGUGUUCAAAACCCCUCCCCUGCCACCCAAAGUCAUCAAAUCCGUGACCGUUCCUACAGAACCGUAUCAGGACAUCGUCACCGCACUGAAAUGCCGGAAAGAGCACAAGGAGCUGUACACAGUGGUGCAGCAUGUCAAACACUUCAACGACGUGGUGGAGUUUGGUGAGAACCAGGAGUUCACCGAUGACUUCGAAUACUUGGCCGCCGGCCUCAAGAGCGGUCAGCCUCUCAACACUCGCUGCCUCAGUGUCAUCAGCCUGGCCACGCGCUGCGCCCUGCCCAGCUUCCGCAUGCACCUGAGAGCCCGAGGCAAAGUGGCUCAGGUCUUCAAGACCCUCAGUGAUGCCCCCCAACACCCUAAUCUAGCUCUUUGCACGGCCUCGCUGAUGUACAUCCUGAGCCGUGACCGCUUGAACAUGGACCUGGACCGGGCCAGUCUGGAGCUGAUGAUCCGCCUGCUGGAGCUCGAGCAGGACAAGACGGCCGACUGCCAGCUCUCGGCCAAAGAGAUCAGCAAAGUGAAGGAGAGGAUCCGCAAGCUCUGCGAGACGGUGCACAACAAACAUCUGGACCUGGAGAACAUCACGACGGGGCAUCUCGCCAUGGAGACGCUGCUAUCACUAACCUCUAAGAGAGCCGGAGACUGGUUCAAAGAGGAGCUCCGCUUAUUAGGAGGUCUGGACCACAUCGUAGAUAAAGUGAAAGAGUGUGUGGAGAACCUGAGCUGCGAGGACGAUAAGGAGAACCUGGUGGCCUCUCUGUGGGGGGCUGAGAGAUGUCUGCGUGUUCUGGAGAGUGUCACGUUGCACAACCCGGAGAACCAGUCCUACCUGAUCGCCUACAAAGACUCUCAACUCAUCGUCUCUUCUGCAAAAGCCCUGCGCCACUGCGAGGAGAUGAUCCAGCGCUACAGCAGGAACACGCCCGGGUCGUCUCCGUCUCACAGCAGCGUGGGUAAAGCCGUGCAGGACUGCAUGAGGGCCAUCAUCGGCAUUCUGCUCAACCUCACACACGACAACGAAUGGGGAAGCACAAAGACGGGCGAGCAGGAGGACCUGAUCAUCACGGCUCUCAACUGUGUGCUGAAGGUUCCUCAGUAUCUGCCUCAGGAGCAGCGCUUCGACAUCAGAGUCCUGGGUCUUGGUCUGCUCAUUAAUUUGGUGGAGUACAGUGCGAGGAACAGGCACUGUUUGGUGGAGAUGGAGAUGGACGGAGGUGAGCUCUGGGAGACCAUCUGCGUGGCUGACCAAGAGGAGCUGAAAACAGAGAGCUCACGAAGCGCCAUCGCUGCACUGGUGAAGCUGUUCCUCCAGCGUGAGCGCGCUGCCGUUCUCGCCGAGGCCCAGACGGACGACUUCAUCAACGACGUUCCCAACGAGACCCUGGAUCAGAGCGGCGAGUGGCAGGAGACGUCGGGCGAGAUCCAGUGGGUGGCGUCGGAGAACAAGGGCACAGAAAACAACAACAACAAGAAGAAAGAUGAAGACGAGGAGGAGCUGGACCUCAAUAAAGCUCUCCAGCAUGCAGGGAAGCACAUGGAGGACAGCAUCGUGGCCUCCUACACUGCACUGCUCCUGGGCUGCCUCUGCCAGGGAAGUCCUAUGAACAUCAGUACUGUGCGUGAGAACCUUCCUAAAGGAGAUUUCUCCAUAAUGACGGAAAUGCUGAAGAAAUUCUUAAAUUUUAUGAACCUCACCUGUGAUAUGGGAACGGCGGGACAGAAAUCAAUCUCCCGGGUGAUCGAUUAUCUAGAGCACUGCUAAUGUGAGAGGACCUCACCUCAUCACACACACACACACACACACACACACACACCUCCCUGUCUGGACAACAGAACACAGAGACCCACCAGCACCUGCGCAUUCUCAUCAUCAUAAUCAUCAUCCUCCUGACGAAGGUCUCGAUCAGCCCUGAUGAUGUGACGUCCCCAACGACGAGUUUUCAGGAACAGCGGUGGAUUGAGUUGCUUACAUCUGAUCACCAACACCAACGUUUUUCCCAGUGCACUGGGGUGCUGACAUACACACACACACACACACACACACACACACACACACACACACACCUACCUACACACGCUCUCACUCACCCACACACACACAUUCACUCGCUCUGGGCUGGUGAAUGAUGGUGAGUUUGAAUGUAAAUGAGCAGAAUCGGGCUGAACUGAGUCUCAUUAAACGUGAUUUUGUUCGGCCGUGUUUGCGGUCACACAGGCUUUCGUUCCGAGCUCGAGGUGUUUCCACACUCACAUGUUGGUCUGGAGCUCAGUUUUUAAAUCUGUGACAAGUUUUCUCCUCAGAUCAAACCUACAGUCCAUCCUGAGUACAACACUGAAGGAUUCAAUAGUGAAAACACCCUAAAUAGAGAAAAAAAUAUGUAAUUAUCAUUUUAUUAAGCAUUAAUAAGAAUAAGAAACAUAUUUUACUGUUUGGAAGGAAUUUGCUGGAUAUAAAAAUGGUCCUGCAGGAGGCUUUGAGCUCCAAAAGCACCAAACAUCAUUAAAUAUGUAAUUAUAGUUUUAAACACAUGUAGAACAACCCAAAAAUGAAUUUUAUCCAAAAAUAAUGCAGUUCAUCAACAAUCCUGUUAAAACCUGAAGUGACCCCAGGAUCGAUCCUGAAUACAGACUUGAAACAGAACUGAAAGAAUUCAGUGUUUUUAAUCAUUCAGGUUCCUCUAAACCGGUCUGGAUACGAGUGUGAGGACCUGACCCAGUGUUGCCAUGCAGAAGAGUGCAGCGCAAUUAGCUUAAACAGAAAUAUGCGCUACAUUUUCCUCCUAUGAUUUUCAUUCCUGCUUUUAUUACUUGCUGAUAAAUAAUUAAAACCAACAAAACAAGCAGCGCAGGAUUUUUAAUCAGAUCCGAGCAGAUGAAUAUCAAACCCUUCGGCAUCUUUCAUAGUUUUUAUACUUUAUGUUGUUUUCGGGUCGCUUCCCGUUCUCUGUGCUGCACACACACACAUAUACACACACAUACACACUCACAAUCCUCAUUCUUUUAUUUUAGACACAGAAUAGUCAUAAAUUUGGACGGACUCGGAUGGAUUCACUUUCUACCGAUGUGUAUUCCCCAACACGUUUGGUUCUUUUUUGUGUCGUCUGCCGGCUUAAGUUGUGUGUUUGUUUGUGUGUGCGCGUGUGCGCAUCGCCAUACCGUACACCCAACACCCCCCGUACUAAAACUCACGAUUUGAACAGAAUCUGAACAGAACCACACAAUUGUACAUAUUUCUGUAAAUAUCGGCUCUUGCAGAUCUAGAAGCAUAGACUACUUUUCAGAAUCCGAGCUCUUUAUUUUAUACAGCGUUGCUUUCCUUGACUUUUUUUUUUUUUUUUUUUUUUUUUUCCCGUUGUUGGUUGUUUUGGUUUUGUUGAGUUAAAAUUCUAAGUGGCGUCUGAAUGCCGACUGCAGGAACCCUGGACACUUUGUACCAAUUCAAUUUCAGAAAUAAUGCCUUUGAUUACUUGUACAUAAUUUGAACUCGAAUAAAAAGUUGCUACUUUCAGUA
Messenger RNA from Trichomycterus rosablanca, 5290 nucleotides. It is a transcript of the gene waplb, whose product is annotated as WAPL cohesin release factor b. The transcript has 20 exons. NCBI's taxonomy places the organism in Eukaryota, Metazoa, Chordata, Actinopteri, Siluriformes, Trichomycteridae. The coding region runs from base 77 to 3541 and encodes 1154 amino acids. The record is from RefSeq and is a predicted model, not a curated record.